This is a messenger RNA of Lactuca virosa, 681 nucleotides long. The record is from the annotation of a GenBank genome assembly. Lineage: Eukaryota; Viridiplantae; Streptophyta; Magnoliopsida; Asterales; Asteraceae.
AUGGCACCCAAACCAAAAUUUCAAGUUGCCUUUGAAGAGGUUGAAGUAUCUGAUGAUGAAGAAGAUCAAGGAAAUGAGUUGUCAGAAAACGAGUUUGAAAAUUUUAUUCAGCAAAAAGAUGGCAUACCUUUGGAAGGAGCUCAAGCCUUAAGAAGCUCAUUUGAAACACCUGAGCUAGACAUCUCCAAAGGCAAAAGCAAGCUUCCUGACUCUGAAUUGGACAUUCGUAUCAGUGAUCUUGAGAGAGAGAACUCCGACAAAGCUUCAAAGAUUUCAGAACUUCAAGCAAAUCUUGGUGGUCUAACUCCUCUAUUCUUUGACCUGAAACAACGUCUAUUUCAAAAAUUUGGUGAUGAAUUUCAACCUUUGAGCGCUGAAGGAGAAAAGACCAUUGCUUCUAGUUCUGGUCCCGCCAAUCCAACUUUUCCAUCAUCAAGUGAAAGAGUUACAAGGCAUGAUCCAGAUGCUAAUCUUGGUUCAUUCUUAUAUACUGGUCCUGCUUCUGCUCAAGAAAGAAGGGAGAAGAAAAUAAGGGUUGAACAACUGAAAGGGAAGAUGCUCGUGAUGAAGCAUUCAUACCAAAAUGCCCCAAGUGAUCACCCUGAGAUAUUUUUCAGGGAAAACGGACAGAAAUUCACAGAUAAAUCGACAUCACCUCCUCCACCAUACCAUAAUGCAUGA